CCCCACCCCUGCCCCUGGUCCCGUCAGUGGGGUCCGGAGCCCACGGUGCUGUGGCUUCUUCCUUCUUCGACGCCUCCGUCGCCUCCUAAAGAAGCGAGCCAGUCGAGAGUUACACCGCCACCGCCAGGAUGGAUAGAAUGACAGAAGAUGCUCUUCGCCUGAAUCUGUUGAAGCGCAGUUUGGACCCAGCAGAUGAGCGAGAUGAUGUCCUGGCAAAAAGACUGAAAAUGGAAGGACAUGAGGCCAUGGAACGUCUGAAAAUGUUGGCACUGCUUAAAAGGAAGGAUUUGGCGAAUCUUGAAGUGCCACAUGAGUUACCAACCAAACAAGAUGGCAGUGGUGUCAAGGGCUAUGAAGAGAAACUCAAUGGGAAUCUCAGGCCUCAUGGAGACAGCAGGACUGCUGGAAGGCCAGGAAAAGAAAACAUCAAUGAUGAGCCUGUGGAUAUGAGUGCUAGACGGAGUGAGCCAGACCGAGGAAGGCUAACUCCUUCUCCAGACAUCAUUGUUUUGUCUGACAAUGAGGCUUCCAGUCCCCGUUCCAGCUCCCGAAUGGAAGAAAGACUCAAAGCAGCCAACCUAGAGAUGUUUAAGGGGAAAGGCAUUGAGGAACGGCAACAGCUCAUCAAGCAGCUGAGGGACGAACUGCGACUGGAAGAAGCUCGAUUGGUGCUUUUAAAGAAACUGAGACAGAGUCAACUACAGAAAGAGAAUGUGGUCCAAAAGACUCCAGUUGUACAGAAUGCAGCGUCUAUUGUACAACCAUCUCCUGCCCAUGUGGGACAGCAAGGUUUAUCCAAACUUCCCUCCCGGCCUGGGGCCCAAGGGGUUGAAGCUCAAAAUUUGAGAACAUUACAGGGUCACAGUGUCAUCCGUUCAGCGACCAAUACAACCCUCCCACACAUGUUGAUGUCCCAACGUGUUAUUGCACCAAAUCCAGCCCAACUACAGGGCCAACGGGGCCCACCCAAGCCUGGCAUUGUACGCACCACAACACCCAACAUGAAUCCCGCCAUCAGUUAUCAACCACAGUCAAGUUCUUCUGUUCCUUGUCAGCGUACAACAUCCUCUGCCAUCUAUAUGAACCUUGCCUCCCAUAUCCAGCCAGGGACUGUGAACAGAGUGUCCUCGCCACUUCCUAGCCCUAGUGCUAUGACUGAUGCUGCCAACUCACAGGCUGCAGCCAAAUUGGCUCUUCGGAAACAGCUAGAAAAGACACUCCUGGAGAUUCCACCUCCAAAACCUCCUGCUCCCUUGCUUCACUUCCUGCCUAGUGCAGCCAAUAGUGAGUUCAUCUAUAUGGUAGGCUUGGAAGAAGUCGUACAGAGUGUCAUUGAUAGCCAAGGCAAAAGCUGUGCCUCGCUUCUGCGGGUUGAACCCUUUGUAUGUGCCCAGUGCCGCACAGAUUUCACCCCUCACUGGAAGCAAGAAAAGAAUGGUAAGAUUCUGUGUGAGCAGUGUAUGACAUCCAACCAGAAGAAAGCUCUAAAAGCUGAACACACCAACCGGCUGAAAAAUGCUUUUGUUAAAGCCCUACAGCAGGAACAGGAAAUUGAACAGCGAUUACAGCAGCAGGCAGCCCUCUCUCCUACUACGGCUCCAACUGUGUCCAGUGUCAGUAAACAAGAGACCAUCAUGAGACACCAUACACUUCGGCAGGCCCCACAGCCCCAGAGCAGCCUCCAGCGUGGUAUACCCACAUCUGCCCGCUCCAUGCUUUCAAACUUUGCACAGGCACCCCAGUUGUCUGUGCCAGGUGGCCUCCUUGGUAUGCCAGGUGUCAACAUUGCAUACUUGAACACUGGCAUCGGAGGACACAAAGCUCCCAGUUUGGCAGACCGACAGCGGGAAUACCUUUUAGACAUGAUCCCUCCCCGGUCUAUAUCGCAGUCCAUUAGUGGACAGAAAUAACGCCUGUUCCACUUGUACUGCCUAACCUUGAACCCUUUACCCCUUUCCUCUCCUGUUGCUCCCAACUUCCGUCGCAUGCAGUGCCUGUACUGGUGCCUACCAUACACGGAAAGCAAAACUGAAAAAACAGAAGACAAAAAAUAGAAAUCAACAAGAAAAUACACGCCCUGCCCCACCACCUCCCCUUUGUUUCAUACUGCUGCGAUCUGUUAUCCUGCCACUCAAUCUUCUCUCUUCAAUUCUUUAACAAUGAGGUGGAUCUUUGCCUCUGAUAGAGGUCAGAAUGAGGUCCUGGGGAGAAUUUAAGCCCUCUGUCAUGUGUUUCUAAAGUUUGUUUUAUGCUAUAAUUAUUACCAUUUUUAAUUAUAUUGUGUGUCCUCCCUUUGUUCAGUGGACGGUUAUAUCUCCCCCCACACACAACUUUUUUCUGUUUUCUUUUUGUCCCUUCCUCUCUUCAUAAUCUCUCCCCUCCUUCUUCCCUUCCUUCCUGAUUUUUUUUUUUUGUAAACAUAAAUGACAUUCAGUUCAGUGAUAGGAGCAUUGCAGGUUGCAGUAGGGUCCUCCACUGCCAAGUAGGACAUGAUUGAGAGUUAGAGGCAGAGGUUUUGAAUGCACUUAACCUGAGUUGUGGGGUGAAUGACAUCAAGCAGGAGGAAUAAUACCCAGUUGUGGGUGUUUGGGGGCUGGACUGUUGGGGAGGCAGUGUUUAAUAUUAAAGUCAGGCUCUAAGGAUGAGAGGGGAAAAGCCUAGAGAGCAAAGCUUUAAAAUACUCUGGAGUUUAUCCAUAUGAGGGGGCAGGGAGGUAUGAUAAUGUAACAUAAUGGUAAGCCAAGGAGGACAGAGCAGGGCCUGGCCUUCUGGAGCUGGGGGAUUAAAAUUGGUCUCCAGUGGGAGCAUGAAAGUAUUCCAGGCCAACUAGUCCAAAAUUGUUUUCUCUGUAAAAUUGUUUCCUACCCCAUUUGCAUCCCCUUGUUGAAAACCAUAAUCUUCCCCUCCCUCCCCCAGCCCCAUCUAUAAUAGAGAGGAACAAUUGUUCCCAAGCUGAAGUUGGCUGGAUUCCUAUAAGUUGGAAUGGGCAUGAGUCAGAUGACAGAAAAGAAAGGAGAAAACAGGAGAAUGAGAUAUCUCCCCCAACACUUGAGAUUCUCACAUUUGUCUCUCCCUUUGCCCUCUGAGUGCCGAGAUGGUUGAGGGCCUCUAACCAGGUUGGAGUCCUGCCCUGACCCUGCUGCACU
Dipodomys spectabilis (banner-tailed kangaroo rat) is the source of this 3146-nucleotide messenger RNA. It is a transcript of the gene Gatad2b, whose product is annotated as GATA zinc finger domain containing 2B. Gene Ontology annotation, biological process: negative regulation of transcription by RNA polymerase II. NCBI's taxonomy places the organism in Eukaryota, Metazoa, Chordata, Mammalia, Rodentia, Heteromyidae. Gene Ontology annotation, cellular component: NuRD complex. The transcript has 11 exons. The coding region runs from base 129 to 1910 and encodes 593 amino acids. Gene Ontology annotation, molecular function: sequence-specific DNA binding; zinc ion binding. The record is from RefSeq and is a predicted model, not a curated record.